Messenger RNA from Aphanomyces astaci, 2473 nucleotides. RefSeq lists its product as hypothetical. Gene Ontology annotation, molecular function: calcium-activated cation channel activity. The coding region runs from base 18 to 2114 and encodes 698 amino acids. The transcript has 7 exons. The record is from RefSeq and is a predicted model, not a curated record. Lineage: Eukaryota; Oomycota; Saprolegniomycetes; Saprolegniales; Verrucalvaceae. Gene Ontology annotation, cellular component: plasma membrane.
CGAAUUGUACAAUAAGAAUGCCAAUAACCCCGAUUCCAACGUCGGCGAUCGUCGGAGGCGUGAAGGACAUCCUUCAUGGAAGCGCCAGCACCAUCCUCACGACCGCGACUCAGAUCUAUGGACCGUUCCUUCUCGGGGGAUUCCUUGUCUUCGAAGUGUUGCGACGAUGCUUCCCCAAGUUGUACACUUGCCAACCGACAAGUGUGCCAGGGGAGGGCGUGCGGUGGAUCCCGCAUGUGUGGACUGUUACCGACGACAAAAUUAUGGAGGUGUGUGGCUUGGACACCCUCAUCUUCUUCCGCUUCCUGCGCAUGGGCAAGCAUCUGGCGGCGUUCGCCGUCAUCCUGUCCAUCGGUCUCUUCCCUGCGUACAGCAGUACAAAGCUGCUGGAACAAGAGGACUUUAUCGAUCGGUUGACCAUCAGCGGACUGCCGCGCAACGAUCCGCGGCUGUGGGCCACCGUGUUCGCCGCCGUCGCGAUGACACUGUUCACGAUGUACUCCAUCGCGCGCGAGUGCCAAGUCUACAAGGAGCGGCGCCAUCAGUUCCUCGCGAAAGCUUCUACCCAGCAGUACAGCGUCCUCAUCGACGACAUCCCGGAGCAUCUGCGGUCGCACGCCGCGCUCAAACGGUACUUUCACGCAAUCUUCCCCAACCAAGUCGAGUUUUGCUAUAUCGCGGUCGAGUGUCGCGCCCUUGAACGUCAGGUCGCAAUGCGGGAAUCCGUGCGGAAUGCGCUAGAACAUGCACUGGUCGUACUCCACCGCACGUCUCGCCGGCCCACCCACUGGGAGUGGCGUACUGGGGACGACGGGUGGUGGUGGUGCUUCUCCGUCAAGACUGUCGACUCAAUUGCCACGUACGAAGCGAAGUUGCAUCAGCUGAACAACGACGUGCUAGUGGCCAUUCGCGAGAUUGAAGCGCAGCAAAAACACGGCAGCUUUCGAUUCAACAACCCAUUUCCAGACCACAUCGUCGACGCCGGCGAUCCGGUGACCCCUCCGCUAGCUACGUCGAACGAAGCGACGCCGCUGCUGCGUCCGUCCGCCGACGUCCUUCUGCCGCUCGCCAACCUCCUCCCCGACCUCUCGUCCCCCAAAGAGGUGCUGCGUCGGUCGGCAUUUGUCACGUUUUCAACGCUCCAGGCCACCAACACGGUGCAGCAGGUCGUGCAGACCGCCACCCCCCACGAGAUGCAGAUCCAGGAGGCGCCUCCCGCCCAAGACAUCGUCUGGGCCAAUGUAGGCACGUACACAUAUGAGCAGCGCGAUGUGUUUGCACUCGUGGCGAUCGCGGCGACCGCGGCGCUCAUUUUGUUUUGGACGGUCCCGACGACGUUGGUUGUGGCCUUGUCGUCGGUGGACUCACUUCGGCGCGUGGUGCCCCACUUGAACGAGUUACUGGACUCGUUUCCGUGGCUCGAGUCGUUGCUGCAGCAACUGAGUCCGUUGGGUCUUGUCGUGAUGAAUAGCCUGGCGCCGUUGCUGCUCCGCGUCGUCGCAUGUACCGAAGGCCACGCGUCGCACAAUGCAAUCGAAGCGUCAGUCUUUUCCAAAGUCGUGGCAUUCCAGCUCGUCCAGACGUUUUUCGUCGCGUCUGUCGCGGGGUCGCUCUCGGCAAUCGCUGACAAGAUCCAAUUGAUUGUCCAAGAGCCGCUGCAGGUGAUUCCGAUGCUGGGGCGGUCGAUUCCAGGGCAAAGUACACUGUUUGUGUCGUUUAUACUCGUGCAAACGGGCCUCGGUCUUGUCCUGCAGCUGCUCCGCGUCGUGCCGAUCGUGUCGGGGGGCGUCUACUGGCUAUUCUCGCCCAACCUCACGCGCCGGGAGCAGUCGGCCCCGUGGUGGGGGCUCACGCCGGCCACUGUCAGCACCCGUUUCGACUUUACCACGACGCUGGCCCAGCUGUUUCUGGUGUUUGUGCUCGUGCUCACGUUUGCGCCCCUCGCGCCAGUCGUGUCUGUUGCUGGCGGCAUCUUUUUCGUUGUGGCGGACACGGUGUACCGCCGCCAGCUGCUCUGUGUGUACGUCCCGACCACCCAUUCCACAGGUACGAUUGGACUCUCAGUUGUUGUUGGUAGUGGAGGGUUAGUAUAUAGUAGUUUGGAACACUCCUGAACACGAGAAUGUAUGUAGGUAGUAGGUACGUAAAUAUGGGUAGUAUGUAGUUUAUGGUUGGUUAGUAGAUAGAGUACGUGGACACUGUUGUGAGAUGUUGACGAGUUUUGAUUUGGAUAUUGGAUUCUGUACUGAUAUGGGUAUUUGACCUCUUGUCGUUUGAAUGGGCUUUGUAGUAGCUCUGGUCGUUGUACUUACUACUACUACCACAGGGUUGUGUUAUGAAUGUAGUAACCCCCUCGUCAAAAACGAGUAGUACUAGUACAUAUUACUACUACCACAGGGUUGUGUUAGUGUAUGUAUGGCUUGACCAGUUGUCAUUUUUGAUUUGAAUGUGCUUUGUAUUGCAGGCGUUCUCG